CAGCAGUCUUCACUAGAACACGCACUCUAAAAAAAGCCUCUUAAAAUUCAAACCCUAACUCGCUUGGCUCCAGCAGUCUUCGGACAUUCUCACGCUAUCGAGGAGGAGACUCUCGAACUCAGAGAGAGACUACCGCGAUGGACGCCAUGAGGAAGCAACUCGACGUGUUGAUGGGCGCUAAUCGAAACGGCGACGUUCGAGAAGUCAAUCGUAAGUACUACGAUCGCGAUGUUUGCCGUCUCUUUUUGGCCGGACUAUGCCCCCACGAGCUCUUUCAAUUGACGAAAAUGGAUAUGGGACCAUGCCCGAAAGUUCAUUCAUUGCAGCUGAGAAAAGAAUAUGAAGAAGCCAAGGCAAAGGGCACCGAUAAUUAUGACAGAGAAUUAGAAGAUGCUAUUGACAGACUUAUUGUUGAGUGUGAUAGGAAAAUUGGUAGAGCUCUUAAGCGUCUUGAGGAUGAUGAUGCAAAGGCUGCAAUUGCAAUAUCAGUCUCUGAGGUGACCCAGACACCAGAGGUGCUUGAGUUGUCAAAGCAAAUUAAGGAGAAGUUGAAAGAAGCAGAUCAAUAUGAUUUUGAAGGCAAGACAGAUUUUAAGAUCCGAGCUUUGGAAGUGGUAGAAGAACUCAGAACAAAAAGAGCGGACAAACAGUCUAUGCUGCUUUUGGAUGCCUUCAACAAAGACAGAGCAUCUUUGCCUCAACCCCUCCAAAACCCACCACCAUUGGCACCCUUGCCUAUACCUGCGCCUGAUGCUCGUACACAAGAAAUGAUAAAUGAGAAGCUGAAGAAGGCAGAAGAUCUUGGUGAGCAAGGAAUGGUAGAUGAGGCACAAAAAGCUUUGGAAGAAGCUGAAGCACUUAAAAAGCUUCCUGCAAGACAGGAGCCUGUUCUAGAUUCCACCAAGUACACUGCUGCGGACGUGCGCAUUACUGAUCAGAAGCUACGUGUUUGUGACAUUUGUGGAGCAUUUUUGAGCGUUUAUGACAGUGAUCGUCGCUUAGCAGAUCAUUUUGGAGGGAAGCUUCAUUUAGGUUAUAUGCAGAUCCGUGAUAAACUGGCAGAGCUUCAGGAAGAGAGAAACAAGAGUCGCAAAGAUCGAUAUGAUGAUAGAAGAUCAAAAGAACAAAGUAAAGAUCAUGACAGGGCAGCAAGCAAGGAUCGUGAAAGGGAAAUGGCUGUGAGUCGGGAUCGUGAUCGUGAUCGUGAUCGUGACCGAGGAGACAGCCGUGACCGGGUAAGGGAUUAUGACCGGAGUAGCCGAGAUCACGAUAGGUAUUAUGAACGAGACCGUGGAUAUGAUCGAGAGCGUGACCGGGAUUCAGAUCGCCACCGCAGUUAUGAUUCAAGAAGUCGGCGAAGAUCACGCUCUCGGUCAACAGAACGUUCAAGAGAUUAUGAUCGUCGCAGGCGACAUGACCGGUACUAGGUGAUCGUGCUUGAGCAGCAGAUGGAUAUGGAUCUGUGUUCUGGUCUAGGUCAGUGAACUUAUGUAGGCAAAAGUAUGAUGAUCUUUGUGUGAUUUUUCUGAUACUUUUAGUGAGUUUGACAGUUCUAAUGUUAUGGUGGACUAACAACUGCUUCGAAGAUUUUGUUGAAUUAUGUUUGAGAGGUAUGCAUUUACAACUGUUUUACUAUUACUUUAUGUCUCAGAGUUUCCUUGAAUUUUCGAAAUAUUAUAUUUCACUUUGGGAAAUUUCAACUUUCCCAUUAUUUAACUGGUA
Mangifera indica (mango) is the source of this 1722-nucleotide messenger RNA. Its product is annotated as luc7-like protein. Gene Ontology annotation, cellular component: U2-type prespliceosome; U1 snRNP. The record is from RefSeq and is a predicted model, not a curated record. The transcript has 13 exons. Gene Ontology annotation, biological process: mRNA splice site recognition. Gene Ontology annotation, molecular function: mRNA binding. The coding region runs from base 138 to 1427 and encodes 429 amino acids. Lineage: Eukaryota; Viridiplantae; Streptophyta; Magnoliopsida; Sapindales; Anacardiaceae.